Molecule: messenger RNA, 441 nt
Organism: Mycosarcoma maydis (corn smut)
Lineage: Eukaryota; Fungi; Basidiomycota; Ustilaginomycetes; Ustilaginales
Exons: 2
Coding region: 1-441 (146 amino acids)
Source: RefSeq, a predicted model, not a curated record
AUGAGUAGGAUAGAUCCGCGUAUCGCGGCCGUAGACAAAACAACCGGCGAGAUGUGGGUCAAGAUGCAGCCUCGUUUUCCUGCUGGCAGUGCUGACAAGCAAGAAUUCAUGGCGUCAAAUGGACUGAGAACGAAGCCGGGCGGUAGCACGGGAACAACGACAAAAGCUUCGAUGCUAGAGGCGACAACGUCAUGGACGGUAGCUGCGCUAUUGCACCCUUCACACGUGCAGAUGAAGCACACUGAGCUAGAUGAGCAGCAGAAAUCCUCUACGUUCGAUCCUAGCCAAGAUUUCUUAACGAAGAUGGCGGCAAGCUGGCAAUUCAAAUUUGCGCCUGCAGCUCACUCGCGCUUUGGCGCAAAGAUGAGUGACAGUGAAGAAGAUGUUCACGCUGCAGGUCAGCACGAAGGCUUGAUUGACAGACGGACAGGACAUCAUUGA